GUGUUAAUGGUGAAGAAAUGUUUUAUAUUAAAUGAUUUUGAAAUGUGUACAUCCGCGUACCGGAAGUGUAUGUGUGACGUCACGACCUGGUAUAUGUGAGCGGUUUGGUGGUGUAGUGAUCAGUGAUCAUUCCGCGGAUGGACAUGAGAACCGCAUAACAUGCUGGAAAUCCAGUCAGCUGAAAUGCUCAGCUCUUUUCUGAUGUACGAGGAAACUUUUGAGGAACAUUUCAAGGAACAUUUUGAGGCGCAUUUCCGGUCCCUUCACGCAAGAGUUGAAGCGCCAGUAGUCCGGUAGGAUCCAGGAAGUGGAAGUGUUUGUUUGGGGGGAAAAUAAGUCGGAUGACGGUCCUCCUACCCAACCGGGAAACCAUGAAAAGCUGUGAAUAUCAACAAAUAGAUCCUCAUGCCCUCUCCACACCAACACCUGGACACACAGCAGCUCCUGCAUCUGCGCGUCCCUGCCAGGAGAAGCAGUCCAGCAGGCUGAGGAGGAAAUGGGAAGUGUUUCCGGGAAAAAACCGCUUUUAUUGUGAUGGUCGGAUCAUGGUGUCCCGUCAUAGUGGUGUUCUUCCUCUCACCAUGGGGCUCAUCCUCAUCACCAGCCUCCUGUUCUUCGUGUUUGACUGUCCGUUCCUGGUGGAACAUCUGACUGGCUUCAUCCCAGUGAUUGGAGGAGUGCUGUUUGUGUUCGUGGUCAUCUCUCUCCUUCAGACCAGCUUCUCAGAUCCUGGGAUUCUUCCUAGAGCGACACCUGAGGAAGCGGCCGACAUCGAGAAACAGAUCGAAAACCCAAACGGCUGCACCUCGUCCUAUCGUCCUCCUCCUCGCACCAAGGAGGUCGUUAUCAACCAGCAGGUCGUUAAGCUGAAGUACUGCUUCACCUGUAAGAUCUUCCGGCCGCCGCGGACUUCCCACUGCAGCCUAUGUGACAACUGUGUGGAGCGGUUUGAUCAUCACUGCCCCUGGGUCGGAAACUGUGUGGGAAAACGCAACUAUCGCUUCUUCUACAUGUUCAUCGUCUCGCUGUCCUUCCUCACUGCCUUCAUCUUCGGCUGUGUGACCACACACCUGGCUCUCAGGUCACAGGGAGGAAACGGCUUGGUUUCGGCUCUCCAGGCGAGUCCUGCCAGUGCUUUAGAGCUGGUGGUUUGCUUCUUUUCAGUUUGGUCAAUUUUAGGCCUCUCAGGUUUCCAUACGUACCUGGUUGCUGCUAAUCUCACCACAAACGAGGACAUUAAAGGUUCUUGGUCAGGGAAGAGUGGGAAUGAGGAAACUGGGAAUCCUUACACUCAGAACAACAUUUUGAAGAACUGCUGCUCGGUGCUGUGUGGGCCCAUGCCUCCCAGUUUAAUAGAUAGAAGAGGCUUUGUGUCAUCGGAGGACGUCGUCCACGCUGGUCCCACGGUGGUCGGGUUUCCCGCCGCAAAAACUGACAUCAACAUGGAAACUGAAGGCAGGCUGGACACCUCCACUUGUUCACCGCACCAUUCCAGCCCCUGUCCUCAAAACAAGUCCCAAGCUUUGGUCGCUCUGCCCACCAUCACUCCUGCUCAUGCUCCGGUUCCUGUUCCUGUGCAGACGAAGGUCUCGAAGGUCCGGAAGACGCCUCCCCAUCGACACCAUCGCAAGGGGACACGGACCUUCUCACAAGCAUACAUCACUGCUUCCAGCACCAGGGGCGAAGAACCUUCGUCACAUGAGAAGCCCAACCCAUUACAUUCAAAAUCUUCUUCUCAGCAUUGAUCAUCUGCUCAGAGAAAAGAAAACUGAUUAUUCUUUACAGAACAAUUGAAAUGAUCUUUAAGGGCUUCAUGCUUCAACUUCACAGUUUUGAGGGCUGAUGGAAAACCUGCAGGUCAGAUGUUUUCACAGAUCAACAGCUAUAAGAAAGACGCUGCUUUGUGAUGAAGGUAAUAAUGGAAUGCGUGGAUUUGGAUCUGUGGAUAGGAUCAUCUACUUAAAAGUUUGUUUUUCUGAUGUCAAAUAUCAGAAGGCCACAAAAACCCUGUUCAUGAGAUCAGUAACUGAGGCUACUGAGAAACAUGGACACGGCAUAAACUGGGUAACGUCUAAAACGUAACUACUUGGUCACUUACACAAACAAACUGCAGAUCUUCACAAUCAAAAGACGAAACACAACGUCAACUUUUACCUCAAAAAACAUCAGGACUGUGACAGACGUUCACAAACAUCUCUCAGAUUCAUCACAUCUCCUGUUUGAGUUCAUGACGUGUGAGUCGCAUCAGGAACGUGGAAAUUUAUUUAAACAGCAAUAAUUUAUGAUCAAUUCAUGUGUUGUAUGAACUCUGGGAUCCAUGUAUCUGCUCUUUGGAUUUGUUAUGUAUACAAGCGUGCAUGCUGAGAAAAACAUCGCUCGCACUGCAUGGUUUUUCAUGGUUUAAAAAAAGUCUGAUCACAGCUACAGUCUCCAUUAUUCUCCAUAAUGAAGUGUUCAGAGAUCUGCACAGCAGGUCAUGUGAUUCCGCUUCCUCUCGUUUCAUAUCAUUUCACUUCGAUAUGAACUGUAUGGAUAUGAGGAAAGCGUGUGGCUUAGAUAUUAUAAUCCAGGUACGCUUUAUUAAUAUGCACUUUUGUCAGGGAAAUUCUGGGAGCAGAAGGUUGAUGUUUGCCUGCUUUUAACUUUUUGCGAUAUUUGCACAAAUAAAUUCACUGGACAA
Messenger RNA from Silurus meridionalis, 2680 nucleotides. RefSeq names its product zinc finger DHHC-type palmitoyltransferase 18b (gene zdhhc18b). Gene Ontology annotation, cellular component: endoplasmic reticulum; Golgi apparatus. NCBI's taxonomy places the organism in Eukaryota, Metazoa, Chordata, Actinopteri, Siluriformes, Siluridae. The record is from RefSeq and is a predicted model, not a curated record. The transcript has 9 exons. The coding region runs from base 342 to 1745 and encodes 467 amino acids. Gene Ontology annotation, biological process: peptidyl-L-cysteine S-palmitoylation; protein targeting to membrane. Gene Ontology annotation, molecular function: protein-cysteine S-palmitoyltransferase activity.